Molecule: messenger RNA, 617 nt
Organism: Monoraphidium neglectum
Lineage: Eukaryota; Viridiplantae; Chlorophyta; Chlorophyceae; Sphaeropleales; Selenastraceae
Exons: 1
Source: RefSeq, a predicted model, not a curated record
AUGGCCGCAGCUCCGGGCGACCUGGAGCGUUUGAAGAACCUGGCAGUCGCCCUCUCGGGCGCCGGCGCCGCCUGCUGUGGCCUCACCCUGCGCAGCGCGCGCCUGCGCCCGCGGCGCCCUGGGGCGCCGCCGCUGCACCUGGCGUUCUUUGAGCACGCGGGCCCGUGCGCGCAGCGCGCGCUGGUGGUGGUGGCACUCCCGGAGCUGUGGGGAGACGGCAGCAGCAGCAGCAGCAGCAGCAGCAGCAGUAGCCGUGGCAAUGUCAGCGAAUCCGUGGCGCAUGCGGCGGCUUUGUGGCUGGUGGAAGGGGUGCAUUUCCUGCUGUCAGGCGGCGCCCUGCUUGCCGGACAGCAGCCCUCGCCUCUGGAGCCCCUCGAUGCCGUGCUGCGCGACUCGUUUGAGCGGAUCCUGGCAGCGUUUGAACGGAGCCCCGCAGCUGCGGCAGCGGCCAUGCUGCUGGGUCCGCCGCAGAUGCGGCUUGCCCCCCAUGUGUCGGCCCGUGUGGCGGCGUGCCUGGCGCCCCUUGCGCGGGUGGCACCCCCCUGGGUCUUCGGUGACGACGCCGGGGGGGCUGGCCCCGCAGCACCUGCUGCACCCAGCUGCUGCCUGUUCUCUGG